Molecule: messenger RNA, 219 nt
Organism: Blepharisma stoltei
Lineage: Eukaryota; Ciliophora; Heterotrichea; Heterotrichida; Blepharismidae
Source: the annotation of a GenBank genome assembly
AUGGAAGACGAAUAUAAGAACGACGACGAAAUUCCAUGCACAGAAGGAUUCUUUUCAUCAAUUUGGAAUUAUGCUUUUUAUUGGAUGAUUCGGCCAAGCUUUAGAGGAAUCAUAUUUGGUUUAGGACUCUUUUUUGCAUUAAAAGUUUGUUGCCCUUAUCUAUGCAAUCGGUAUAAAAUCUCUUACAAUUUGCAAAGCACAUUAACCAAGGAUAUCUAA